AUGAAUCCUCUAUUCAAUCAAAAUAAUGAUAUCAAUGCUAUAACUAAGGAACUCAAGAAAUCACUGCUUUCAUUUACAAAUAGACUUCAAUCAAUUAUCCAUGAUGCCAAAUUUGUCAACCUCGUACAACAGGAAUUGCAAUUACCUUUAAUAGCCAACGAACGUUGUGGACUAUGGUACAUUCCACCAAAUGAAAGGACCGAUACUUGUUAUUUCAAGUCAACUGAUGGCCAUACCAAUGUUUGGUCAUUUUCAUUACGACGAUUGAAUUUACAUCUUUUGCCAAUAAUAAACGACAAGCAAGGAAUCAUUAUUGUUGACUCAACCAGACGCGGUAAGCCCAUGCCUGAUGCUUUAUUGAAAACGAUACCUAUAUGGUGUGCUGUUGUGAAUACUAUUUUUUUUGGCGAGUCGCAAGAUGGUUGGUUACGUACACCGUCGAUUGUACCACGAAGUGAACACAACUCUAUUGAGAAACUAAUACCAGAGUUUGUCAAGAGUGUCAGGGAGUUAAACUUGUUUGGUAGAUAUACUCAUAAACUAAAUAAGCCUUUGAUUCCGAGGUUUUUCUACCCCGGUUGUGCUAGUGAGGAAUUGGAUGACAAUGUGUUUAACAUUUGUUGUGUGUCAGUUUCAAAACAAGUCCCUAUUCAUAAAACAAUAACUACUAGAGGCUCAAAUGGAGAUAUGAUUAGUUUUGACUAUGUUCAAGGAUCAGCUGAUGACCAUGAAUUGUGGGUCCCCAAGGCACUACCCGAAUUUGAUGCUAAUUACUUUUGGCAAGUCAAAAACAAUUUAAUUGACCCUUCAACGGGAUAUAUACCAUCAUGGCGAGGAGAUGAUGAAUUGGUGAAAAUUAUACAGGGUAUGAAUAAGAGUGAUGCAUCGCUGGAUUUGAUGGUGCAAGCAGUUGGCGAAACCGAGAUUUAUUUUGGUUGUGUAAAUCAUGUUAUCUCUUUUGACCAACUUCCAUUUAAUACAGUUAUAUUACACGACAAUGUGACAGUUCUUGACAAGAAUGACAAGUCUACUAAACAAGUACUUCAAUACCAAAUCCCAAAUAAUAAAAAGGGGUCAAAUAUGUUGCGUUCAUUGAUGCCAGAGAUUAUCGCAAAGAUUGAUUUACAGUCACCAAUCUCAAUCUUGUGUGGCACUGGUAAGGAUCUAAGUGUCGGUUUAGUCUUGAUCCUUCUUUGUUUAAACUUUAACCUUGAUUGGAAGAAGAUUGAUGAUCCACCACCAAUUACCAAGACAUUGAUUAAACAACAUCUAGGUAAAUUAUCCAAUUUAUACAAGGUUAAUCCCCAAAGAAGUACAUUACAAAGCAUCAAUAGUUAUUUAUUUUCUCAAAAUACAUAG
Molecule: messenger RNA, 1359 nt
Organism: Lodderomyces margitis
Lineage: Eukaryota; Fungi; Ascomycota; Pichiomycetes; Serinales; Debaryomycetaceae
Gene: RIT1
Product: tRNA A64-2'-O-ribosylphosphate transferase
Exons: 1
Coding region: 1-1359 (452 amino acids)
Biological process (GO): charged-tRNA amino acid modification
Cellular component (GO): cytoplasm
Molecular function (GO): tRNA adenosine(64)-2'-O-ribosylphosphate transferase activity
Source: RefSeq, a predicted model, not a curated record